UACACUAGAAGAUCUGUCGAAGGUCUUUCCAUAUUCAUGUUCAUAUUUGCUGCACUCGGCAACCUCACCUACACUUUGUGCAUAUUCACAAACCCGUUGUCAUCAAAAAAAGGUUCCUCUUACCUUCGUGAAGCUGUUCCUUACAUAUUAGGAUCUAUCGGUACCUUAUCUUUUGAUCUUGUUGUGUUUAUUCAAUGGUUAGCUUGGCGUGAUCCUGAACGUCGAAAGUUUCGUCGAAGUCAAAAUUAUUCUGAAUGUGAAAUUGAGUAUCAGCAAGUGCCAAGUGUUAGGA
Messenger RNA from Racocetra persica, 292 nucleotides. NCBI's taxonomy places the organism in Eukaryota, Fungi, Glomeromycota, Glomeromycetes, Diversisporales, Gigasporaceae. The record is from the annotation of a GenBank genome assembly.